UUGGUUCUUUCAGUGACGUAGUUCUGUGCGCUUGAUCAAGCUUAUAAAGAAACCGUCGGUGCGGGAUAUUCGGUAACUUCUCAGCAGAGUUAUUUCUCAUAGUUAUUAUGGAUAUUGUGAAACAGAAGGUUAACUUAAUGGAGUGUUUGAAUGUUCCAAGAAUCCUGCCAAAUUCUCCACGAAAAUCAAUAGGACAGAUCCAGGUAAUCUUUGGCCCAAUGUUCUCAGGCAAAAGCACGAGGCGAGUGCGUCGUUUCCAGAUCGCUCAGUACAACUGUUUGGUGGUCAAAUAUGCCAAAGAUACACGCUACUCCGAGAAGGGCGUGGCCACGCAUGACAAAAACACAAUGGAAGCCGUACCAGCCAACUGCCUGAGCGACGUGCGUUCUCUAGUUCUGCAGGCUUGCGUCAUCGGAAUCGACGAAGGACAGUUUUUCCCAGACACAGUGGAGUUCUGUGAGGAGAUGGCCAACAUGGGGAAGACUAUAAUUGUAGCGGCCCUGGACGGAACCUUCCAGAGAAAGCCCUUUGGAAACAUCCUGAACCUGGUUCCCCUGGCUGAGAGCGUUGUGAAGCUGAACGCUGUCUGUAUGCAGUGUUACAAGGAGGCAGCAUACACCAAGAGACUGGGGGCAGAGAAAGAGGUGGAGGUGAUUGGUGGAGCCGAUAUGUACCAUGCACGGUGCAGGAAGUGUUACGGUGGCUUGAUGGAUGUGAUGAAGGAUAAUAGCGCCCCCCACAGGGACGAGACACCACCGCAUGUGAUGACAGAGAAACUGCUUGACAACACUACAUCGCCACGGAAACUCUUCGCCACCCUGCAACUCUGAUCAUUACCAGUAGACUAUUCUUAAAGGGAUAGUUCACUCACAUGACUUUAAAGGGAGAGUUGACUUGAAUUGGAACUUUGAAUGAGAUGGUGAACAAUCCCUUUCAAUUUUAGGUUUGGUAAUUUGACUGGAGAUGAGUUAAAAGGGAUAGUUGUCGACUUCAUUUUCUAAUUGGAGUAAUGAACUAUCCCUUUAAGUUUUGCACUUGGGAUGAGCGGGGACAGUAAAUGAAUCUCCAUCAACCCACUGAACGGUAUUGUAUCUGUGUAGUAACUGUCAUUUUAUAGGGCUUCAUAUACUUCAAUGUAAAUAUUUCUAAAACAUUGACCAAAUUAGUACAUAUAUUUUGUAAGACUUGGAUACACCUGCUAAAACAUACAUACUGCCAUGCAAUGAGUCCAGUGUACACAACUUAAUAUUCAACUGUUACUUUUUGUAGUGCUGGUCUGAUUUGCCUCCUAUAAUAAUACAAAUAUAUUUUUGAAAUGUU
Molecule: messenger RNA, 1320 nt
Organism: Salmo salar (Atlantic salmon)
Lineage: Eukaryota; Metazoa; Chordata; Actinopteri; Salmoniformes; Salmonidae
Source: RefSeq, a predicted model, not a curated record